This is a messenger RNA of Laetiporus sulphureus 93-53, 1613 nucleotides long. Its product is annotated as histone acetyltransferase GCN5. Gene Ontology annotation, molecular function: protein binding; histone H3 acetyltransferase activity. Gene Ontology annotation, cellular component: histone acetyltransferase complex. The transcript has 6 exons. The coding region runs from base 1 to 1275 and encodes 424 amino acids. Lineage: Eukaryota; Fungi; Basidiomycota; Agaricomycetes; Polyporales; Laetiporaceae. The record is from RefSeq and is a predicted model, not a curated record. Gene Ontology annotation, biological process: positive regulation of transcription by RNA polymerase II; chromatin remodeling.
AUGAGCAUGAAAGCGAGGACGGCGCCAACAUCAAUAGCACCGCCGACGGGGGAUGAACAGGCGGAAAUGAAUCGGCACACAGGCGGUGUGCAGGACUACGAGCCAAAGAUCAAGGUCGAGGAGAAGAUGGACGAAGGGCAGUUGAUUCGUCUGGCCACUGGUGUGCCCGUUGAUACGGGAGGUGUUGUAUCCGGCAUACCUUCCUCAAAACCGGAGAAGGCUGCCCAAGUUGAGCUGAGGAAAGGUGUCAUCAAAAUUGUUGACGUUGAGAACGACCGAGAGCCGCGUUCACUGGUUAUCCUGACGGGCUUGAAGACACUGUUCCAGAAGCAGCUACCUAAGAUGCCACGCGAAUACAUUGCUCGGCUCGUAUAUGAUUCAAACUCGAAGUGUUUAGCGAUUGUCAAGCGCGGUUACAAGGUUGUUGGCGGGAUCUGUUACAGGCCUUUCCCGCAUCGUGGCUUCGCGGAAAUAGUCUUCUUUGCCACUGCAUCCGUUGAUCAAGUGAAGGGAUACGGCUCGAUGCUCAUGGACCAUUUCAAAGCUCAUAUUCGCCGAACGUAUUCGGAUAUGUGGUACUUCCUCACCUAUGCAGAUAACUACGCCGUUGGAUACUUCCGCAAGCAGGGUUUCUCGAAAGAGAUUACAUUGGACCGAUCGAUCUGGUCGGGUUAUAUCAAGGAUUACGAGGGAGGGACGAUCAUGCAAUGCACAAUGUUGGCAAAGGUCGACUAUCUGAAGACGAAAGAAGUCAUCGCACAGCAGAAAGACGCAAUCAUGACGAAGAUCAGGGAAAUGUCGCGGAGCCAUAUUGUAUACGAAGGUCUACCACAGUUUAGCGGGGACGCCCCAGAAGGCGUAACUGUCGAUCCGCAAGAUGUUCCCGGGUUGCGCGAGAGUGGGUGGACACCAGCAAUGGCAUCGCUCACUGCACGUCCAACAGGGAGAGGAGCGGAACAUACCAUCAUGGAGAAACUUCUGUCUGAUUUGCAGAACCACAGUCUUGCAUGGCCAUUCCUGCAGCCUGUCAAUGCAGAGGAGGUCGCUGAUUAUUACGAAGUCAUCAAGCAACCAAUGGACUUCAGCACCAUGGAGCACAAGCUAGAAACAAAUCAGUAUCCUACAUUGGAUGCCUUUCUCGUCGACGCACAGCUGGUGUUCGACAAUUGUCGCACGUACAAUCCAGAAGGUACCAUCUAUUACAAGAACUCUAUUAAACUAGAGAAAUUCCUUAGGGAGCAGUUAGCAUCGUAUAAAGUGAAGAAGGAAGAAUAGUCCGUUGCCGUAUCGUUUCGUCGUUUCCGUGGCUAACGGGUCUGCUGUUUUGAAGGUGUAGCCAUGAGCUUCUUUGUAGUCUAGUCGCCGUCUAAUCGACACUCCUGCCUUUAAAAGAUAUGUGCUCAUGUCUGUCACAAGUAUCUUGGGAAAGUCUACGACGGCCCUCACGACCGAACACACCGAAUGGCAUUCGGUCUGCCUCAGGAAUUGCGAGUCAUCUAUGCAUAAUGUAGUGGGCUCCACCUGCUAGCUCAGUGGUAUGUAUCUUAAUUGUAUGACACCUUCGGACGAUGUCGAGUAUGAGGUAUGAGCUAUGGUGACAUGUGACAUGCCCU